CGGGAGCGCGUCCCGGACACCAGGCGAGCGCGCCGGGCGGAAGUCGGCUGCCCGCUGGGUCCCGGCCUUGUUGCAGGGAGGCCCCGGAGCCAGCCUGCACCGGCUUCAGCACACACAGCCGUCCCGUGAUGUAAGGAAUGCAGACGGUGCCGGGCUCCGGAGCUGGGCUGCCCGCACCGUGGACAGAGCGGUGUGUGGAUGGCCCUGGCCCCUGGCAAAGCUGGAUGUCUUUUCCCUGUCUCCCUUCCUGUGGUUGGCAGAAAAACGGCCCCCCAAGAUGUCCACAUCCUGACCCCCAGAACCUGCAAGUCCCGCCUGCCCUUCAGUCUGAUGCCCGUCCAGCCCUCCAACCACCUGGAAUGGAAUGAGCCUAUGCAUGCCCUCCGGAUAAGUGUGGGGGGCCUUCCGGUGCUGGCGUCCAUGACCAAGGCCGCGGACCCCCGCUUCCGCCCCCGCUGGAAAGUGAUCCUGCCGUCCUUUGUGGGCGUUGCCGUCCUCUGGCUGCUCUACUCCCACCGCCCACCCCCAGGCAGGCCCCCUGCGCCCAAUGCCCACAGCUGGAGGCUCAGCCAGGCAGCUGCUGACCGGUACAAUGACACGUACCCCCUGUCUGCCCCCCAGAGGACGCCGGGCGGGACUCGGUACCGAAUUGCAGUUAUUGCUGACUUGGACACAGAGUCUAGAGCCCAAGAGGAAAAUACCUGGUUUAGUUACCUGAGGAAGGGCUAUCUAACCCUCUCAGACAGCGGGGACAAGGUGGCUGUGGAGUGGGACAAAGGCCAGGGGGUCCUAGAGUCCCAUCUGGCUGAGAAGGGGCGGGGCAUGGAGCUGUCUGAGCUGAUCGUCUUCAACGGGAGACUGUACUCCGUGGACGACCGGACAGGAGUCAUCUACCAGAUCGAGGGCACCAAAGCUGUGCCGUGGGUGAUUCUGUCCGAUGGCGAUGGGACGGUGGGGAAAGGCUUCAAAGCCGAGUGGCUGGCUGUGAAGGACGAGCAUCUGUAUGUGGGCGGCCUGGGCAAGGAGUGGACCACCAGCACGGGGGAAGUGAUGAAUGAAAACCCAGAGUGGGUGAAGGUGGUGGGCUGCAGGGGCAGCGUGGACCACGAGAACUGGGUGUCCAGCUACAACGCUCUGCGGGCCGCUGCAGGGAUCCAGCCUCCAGGCUACCUCAUUCACGAGUCUGCUUGCUGGAGUGACACGCUGCAGAGGUGGUUCUUUCUGCCGCGCCGGGCCAGCCACGAGCGGUACAGCGAGAAGGACGACGAGCACAAGGGCACCAACCUGCUUCUGAGCGCGGCCCAGGACUUCGGCGACAUCUCCGUCAGCCACGUGGGGGAGGUGGUCCCCACGCACGGCUUCUCCUCCUUCAAGUUCAUCCCCAACACCGAUGACCAGAUCAUUGUGGCCCUGAAGUCUGAGGAGGACAGGGGUAAGAUCGCCACCUACAUCAUGGCCUUCACGCUGGACGGGCGCUUCCUGCUGCCGGAGACCAAGAUCGGCAACGUGAAGUAUGAAGGAAUAGAGUUUAUUUAAAUUUACAAAACUCAGACCAGCAAGGCCCAGAGGUGGACAGUUUUCAGCUCCAUCAGGACUCAAAUUUUAUAAAAACCAGAUGACUGCACUUUUCUGUGGUGUUUUAUGUUGCUUUUUUUUCCUUUUUGGGGGAGGUGUGUGCCUGGUUCAAGGAGUUCAGUCAGCCCCAGGGUCCUGGAGCUGCAGAGCCUGGAGUCCUCAGCUCUGGGAAAGGGUCCUGGUGCCCAGGGUGUGCCGACCGGUGUGUGCUCUGCCAUCUGGUGGUGGGAGCUGGUCCCUGCAGGCAUCCUAACCUGGGGGCCCUCUGUAACCUGGCUUCGCACUUCCAUCUGACCUCCCUUUCUCCUCUGUUUGUUCUUCCCUUCAGUGAAUGUUUCUUGAGCUCCUUCUAUGUGUCAAGCCCUGUGCCCCCUCUAGGAGCUAAACUGCGAGUCCAAAGUGGACCUGCCUAUCAGGAACUCCUGGGCCAGCUCCUUUUCUUCCUUCUUCGUGAACCUCAUGCAUUAAAUCCACUUCUCCAGGUUCCUGGAAAAGAAUCUGUCUAUACUGCAGAGAAUUACAGGGAUGUGUGGGUGAGGGCAGACCUCCAGGGACAUAUCUACCCAAAUUCUGCAGGAAAGGACACAAGCUCGCUCGUUUGUUCUCAGCCUCACAUCAGACAAUCUCCACUUCAUGUGACCGACUCCCGUUUUUCCCUUCAGGAAAAUUCUGUGGCCAUGCAGCACUUUGAAGUUGUAAUUAUUAACUUAUUUUAAUUAAACCAAUUUCCUUUCUCGGAAUCACCAUCUGAUCACACAGAGUGAGUCUCAUAGUUAACUUCAUUCCCGGCAGUGGAGGAGUUUGGAAUCAAGUUCUCACAGUUGGUCUGACAAGUUUUUAAGCGUUUCCGAGUCUUUGGUCAAAGGAUACAAAGAUAAAACAUUGCUUUUUAUGAACAACUAUCAGAAGUUGUCAUGCCUUUAAAGACUUCCACAAAUGAUUAUCUUUUACUUCUGACCCUACGUUCCGCCACACCCACCCUGGGUCCCAGGCGCUGGGCUCAGUGCUCGAGAUGUCAGCGGGGAUGCUCAUCUGGUCCCAUGGCUUCUGUCCCCUGACCUUUUAUUCCCCCUUCCCGGGGAGCUUUGCAGUCUCUUCUCUGGAAACUUCGCACAAACCCUGCUUGUCUGCAUCCCUUGGCCUCUUCUCCAUGCUCCAGGGCAGAGGCAGAGAGAGGGUUUAGGACAGGUCAGCCAGGAUUGGAGCCAAGUAGGACCCCACCAUCAGCCCACAGCGCCCCUGCCCUGAAGCAGUGCCCCUCUCCCCUCAAGGGGAUGUGGGGUGCCGUGAUGGCCCAGGAAGGGCCAUCAGACUUUUCUCAGACUCUAAUACAGCUGCUAGGAAGGAACCCAGUGAGGAUCCCUCUUGCACUGCUGUGUGUUUCUUCCACUAUAAAACAUCUAGCGAAAGAAUGUGACACGUUUCUCUGGAACUCAGCUCCCGCUGGACAUAGCGUGGAAGACCCCAGUCUUUUCUGACUUUGCCUGGCCGGACUCCCUGACUCAUUUUCUUGAUAAAUGUCACUGAUGUUGGGGCUCUGUGAGUUUUUAAGACAGAGGUGAAAUUAGGACAGAGGACUUGGGACAGUCACUAAGUUGAGACCUUUCUGAUGGCACCUCAGCCAUGGCCUAGGUGCCCUGAAGAGCAUUUUCACCGUCAGUGAUUUUUGACUCUUUUAAAGGUAGACAUUUUUUCGUUUCUGUAUCUGCUGCUGUCAGCAUAAUGAUUGUGUUCCUUCCAACUGGAGCCAUUGUUUUGUAAACAAUAAAGUGCCAGAGGGGCUGUGA
Ailuropoda melanoleuca (giant panda) is the source of this 3362-nucleotide messenger RNA. RefSeq names its product calcium activated nucleotidase 1 (gene CANT1). Gene Ontology annotation, molecular function: calcium ion binding; UDP phosphatase activity; GDP phosphatase activity. Gene Ontology annotation, biological process: proteoglycan biosynthetic process. Bases 199 to 1536 code for a protein of 445 amino acids. The transcript has 5 exons. The record is from RefSeq and is a predicted model, not a curated record. Lineage: Eukaryota; Metazoa; Chordata; Mammalia; Carnivora; Ursidae.